CCUCCACGCCACCGCUGCUCAGUCAGCAGCUCAGCCAGAUGCUGAAGAGUCCCUCGGACACGUGCUCCUCCCUGUUCAGUUCCUCGGGCGGAGGAGGAACUGGGGGCUCCGGAACGGGAAUCCCCGGCGAGGCCAUCGAAGAGGAGACCCGCUGCGUGGUGUGCAAUGCCCACUUUCCGAAUGUCUGGCUGCUGGAGCAGCACGCUGCUCUCCAGCAUCCCCAUGUGGGUCCCGGCGAGGAGAAGCCCUUCAUCUGCGAGCAGUGCGGCCAGUCGUAUCGCUAUCGGAGUGCAUAUGCCAAGCACAAGGAGCAGAACCAUCGGGCCAGACUCCCAGCCGACAAGCUCUUCACCUGCGACGUGUGCGGCAUGCAGUUUCGCUACCUGAAGAGCUUCAAGAAGCACCGCUUGAACCACGCCUUGGAGCGCCUUCACGGCAAGAAGAGUGUGGGCGUCGGAGUGGGCGUGGUCGGUCGUCUGGGAUCGGCCUCCUCCUCGUCGCUCGCCGUUGCGGUGGCAGCUCCCGCCUCGCUUUCUGCUUCCGGAUCGGGAUCGGUUACGUCGGUGGAUCAGGAUGUGGUCACCAGUUCGCAGGAGCCCAUGCUGGCCGACGAGGGCGAGGAUCUGCGGGUGAACGUGAAGCGGGAGGGCGCCGCCGACGAGCAGACGCCCGAGUCCCGGUCAAACGAUUGCGAGGAGCACGAACAGGACAACACCGUCGAUUCGGCGGGCAUCACGAUGCUCUACCAGGACAACAACUCCUCGGCCUCGGCCUCCACCAGCGCCACCGAGCCGAACAUCAGCAGCUCCGACGGCAUUCAUAGUACAAACAAGCGGUCGCGCCUGCACCACUUGGAAACGGAUCCCUCCUACCAACACCACCAGCACCACCAUCAUCACCACCACCAGGCGCAGCACCACCACAAUCCGCAUUCGCAGUCACAGCUGCCGAGCCAUUUGGGCCACGUUUCACUGCCACUGGUUGCCACCUCGGCCGCCGGCUCCUCAUCCUCGGCGGCUGCCGCUGCUGCUGUGGCCGCUGCCACCGCCGCUGCUGCUGCGCAGGCGCAGGCGAACUCCGGCGGAAGCGGAGGUGGCGCCACCGGAAGCGGUGCGGCCGGAAGCGGAAGCGCUGGUGCAGCUGCAGGCGGCUCUGCCUCGGGCGGCGCAAGUGGAGGCAGCGGCGGCGGCGGCGGGGGUGGAGGUAUCAGCUCGCUCAGUUCGCUGACGUCGCUGAUCAACGCCGAGCGCAUUCCGAACGAACAGUUCCUGGGACUCAAUCCGCAGGAGGCCUCCAUACUCAACUUCUUGCGCGUCGAUGCCGCCGAGCGACAGCGGGAUAAGCGGCCUGCCACCUCGCGGUUCGCUUGCCCCUUUUGCGGCAAGUGCGUGCGGUCGAAGGAGAACCUGAAGCUGCACGUGCGCAAGCACACCGGCGAGCGGCCGUUCGUGUGCCUCUUCUGCGGCCGAGCGUUCGGGGGCAAGUCCGACCUGACGCGCCACCUGAGGAUCCACACCGGCGAGCGGCCGUACCACUGCGAGUCCUGCGGCAAGUGCUUCGCGCGGGCGGACUACCUAUCGAAGCACCUGACCACCCACAUCCACAAUGCGCCGCGCUGAGAUGAGGCGCGUAGGAGGCGGCUCCUACGCAGAUAAGGAACCAGCUCCAGGAUCAGCCACGCCCACACGCCUCCAAAUACAACCGCAACCACACACACAUACACUAAAUACAGGAUAUAACGAGGAAACCUAUGUAUAAAUCCUAUUAUUAUUACCAAAAGCUCUACGAUUAGAUCGAUGUAAACAUUUUUUCGCAAGAGUUUUUUUUUUUUUUUUUUUUUGGUGCAAGCUAGAGAAAAACAAAAUUACGGGCAACUAAUUAGCACGGGUAUUAAAGUGUUUAAGAUUCUGAAUAUACACCUAUCUCUCUAAAUAUAUUAAAAGUAUGUGUGAGUAAGGAUUACAAUUAUAAUUACGGAUUAUAAUUAUCGUAGCACAAGAUUACGUUUUUCUACAACUAUGAUUAAGUGCCGGAUGGGAACGAAAUGCGAUUUGGUUCUGUGAGACAACUAAUUUCUAACACACAAAUUAACGAAACAGCCACAAACAAAUAGCAACAAACAUUGCAAUAGCGAUAACCAAAAUAGUCUGUAUUUUCUACCGAAACAAACGAGGGACAUGUGUAACACAUUGUACCGCAGAUCUGCCGUUGAUAUACACAAUAGAUAAAAUAUAUUUAAUUUUACACCGAUCUAUAGAAGCUAAACUAGCAACAAUUUGUACAAACAAAAAAGCAAGCGAGGGGAAACUAACUUUGCAAGUAUCAAUGCAAUAACUGAGCAAACUCUGUUACCUACCACAGAAAACAAUAAUCUAAUUGGGAUUUUAGUUAUUUGCAGUGCAGAAACUGUACUAAAAACUAAGCCAACCAACCAACCACUAAAUGUAAAACGAUGUUUCAACGAUGCAAGCAUUAUUUAUUCUUCGGUUGACCGAUCUACAUACAUACAUAUAUGUUCAGGCGGGAGUCGAAGUUGGUUCAUAGGAUUAUUGUAAAGCUAGGAGAUACUAAUGGGAUCUACCACCGUCAAUAGUUUAAUUUAUAUACAAAGCAAAGCAAAGCAAGGCAAAUCAAAACUAAAAACAAACAAACAUAGCAACAAUUAACAAUUACCAAUAGCAAUUACAAUUAAAACUGCAACUACAACAACACAAAACUAACUGUGAUCACAACAAGAAAACAACAUUGAAGUUUUAACUAACCUACAAACAAGCUGAACAGGCAAGAAUAGUUUAUAGCGAUGGCAACCAUGGCAAGCAAUAGAUAAAUAGGACGGUGCUGGCAACUCUGGCGCCGUCCGUCCGCUGGAAACGAAAUGUGCAAUUAAACAAUAAAAACAAUAAAAUAGGGAAAACCCAUAGGUCGAAUCAAGAUUUCUCAACAGACAUUUGCUUCAUUUCAACUUAGUUCAACACACACAGACGAAAGAAGUAAAGCUAAAAAAUGCAACACAAAACAACCCUAAACCAAGAACAUCGAAUUAAAGUGUAAAUGAAAAUCCAAAAAACUGAAAAACCCAAAAGCUGUAAUGCGUAGAACGGAGAUGAUCCGUUUCUUUUUUGUAUUAACUAAAUGUCUAAAGCACUAAGGAAAAUAUUUGCCGUACCAAAAAGUGGAAAGAAUGAAAAACAAAAAAAUGAGAACAAAUCAAAGUAAAGUGGUAGAAGUAAAGUAAAUGAAAACUUUCACUGUGCCAAAAAGUUUCAAGUACCUCAUAAUUUAACUAAAUAUUAAAGAGAAGCAACUAACCACACCGAAAACAACCCACACAAUCCACAAGCAGUCCACACACGAUCCACAAACACCCCACAAAUAUAUCCCGUAACGAAUUGAGUCUAGACAGAAAAUGUCAAAGCGUAUAAUUACAUAGAAGCUGAAAGCGAAGAGUUAACUAAUCCUAAUUUACCAACCGGAGAGGGCUAGAAAAUAGUUAGAUAGAUAGGGCUAGAGAUAGAGAUAGAGACAGGGACAGGGAUAGCAACAGAGAGAACGAGAGAGCGAUGGCGAUAGCGAUAGAGAUAGAGAGAGAGGGAGUCAGCGCAUGGGGGAGAUCUACCAUCCACCGGGGAUCCACACACGCUGGGAUCCCCAACUUUCGAUUAUUUUUUUUGUAAUUUAUUUAUUCUCCAGCAACACAGUUCUGCCUAAAUUCUCUCUCCAAACUUAAGUGUUCAAUUGUAGCUAAUAUAUAUUUGCCUUGGAAUAUAUAUGUUAUGUGAUAGUUUAACAAAUUUACUGCACCGUUUUGAAUUAUGCGUUUUUAAGCCAACAUAUUUUGCCUAACUAUACUAUGUUAGUUGUAAAGAAAAGACAACAAAACAAUUAUUUUCUCGAUACGUAAGUUUUUCAUUUUCAAUUGUGUCAGUAUGUGAACCGUCAAAGAUCAGGGCCGCUAGCAAAUGUUAUAGAUUUAGUUCAUUAUUAUUAUUAUUAUUAUUAUUAAUUUGAUGUGAAUAUUUGAGUGGAACUUUUUCUAUAUUUACCUUCUUUCGGUUCUCGAUUUUUUUUAAUUCUAUUUAUUUUCUAACACUGCUACUGCAACAACAAACAAAAAUCAACACUGCCUUUUGUAAAACAAACAACCAUCAAAUCUAAAGCGAAAUUUGUAAUCUUACUAUUUUAAGUUAUUCUUUUUUUAACCAUACCCAUUAAUUUUUUAUGUCAACAUCACAAAUUCCGAAAUCUUCUUUAAGAAAUUCUAAAUAAUUUCUAUUUUUGUUUUCCCAAGCUCUAAAUUAAGCUUUUAAGCACAACAACAACAAGCUGUGAGCUGUGUAUGUGAAAUAAUUAUUUUUACGAUUAUUAUAACAGUUAUGACACUCUUAAUUAUUAUCAAUUUUUUUGGAAACACUUAUUAUUUUGGAAUUAUUAUUUGAUAGUAUUUAUUAAUAAAGUUUUUUGCAAUGAACACA
Molecule: messenger RNA, 4472 nt
Organism: Drosophila ficusphila
Lineage: Eukaryota; Metazoa; Arthropoda; Insecta; Diptera; Drosophilidae
Product: zinc finger protein 316-like
Exons: 3
Coding region: 39-1619 (526 amino acids)
Biological process (GO): regulation of transcription by RNA polymerase II
Molecular function (GO): RNA polymerase II cis-regulatory region sequence-specific DNA binding; DNA-binding transcription factor activity
Source: RefSeq, a predicted model, not a curated record